UCGUUGGCUGCCUUUUGUGUUAAGAUUAGAGCUCCAUCCACGCGUCUCGUUGACGCUGUAGACACUGCUCAUGCUUUGCCAGUACGGGCCAAAAGGAAAAAGCUGAUUUCUGUUUUUGAGUUUCUUUCAGCUUACAGUAUUGCUGGAUUGUGUCUGGUGUGUGAGGUGCAAGCAUGUUCGGAUAAGAAAAAGAUCUGAGCUCCAAAAGCCUUCCGGACACUCGAGUUAGGCUGAAGUGUCUGUGGUUCUUGUGCAUUCUUCACUUGCAAGGAGUGAACAAAAGAGCUUCAUGCCCUGAAUGGGUUUUGUUUGUAAUGUCUACAUUUGAAGUUCAUUUCCAAAUUCAAUCCGGCGCAGAGUGCUUUGUUUUCGCAAAGGCGUGAGGGCUUGGAAUUCGGUAGCUCAUCAAGGCAAGAUGGUGAGCACCGUAGGGCAGUACCCAGCGUCCCAAAUUUGGGCUAUGGCGCCAGUCCUGAAUUCUCAACACUUGAAGCCGACGUUGAAGGCGCAUUCACGGCGACCACAAGGUUUGCGGACACCACUGUUGGGCAAUCAAUUUGUUCACCCUGGAGUUCAUCUUCCGAUCUUGGAUGUUUUCACCAGAGUGGGUGCGUCCAAAGAAUGGAGAGCAAAGACUACAAUGACGGUGAUUUCGCCGGAGUCCGGACGAAUGCUGUUUUGUGCGUUGACAGCCUGUGCUGCGACGGGUCAGGUUCUGGAGUCGAGGACAGCGUUGGGAUGCCAGAUUUCUGCGCCUUUGCUAGCCAUGGGUGGUGGAGUGCUCCUCUCUGCUUGCGGCGUUAUACCUCCUUCAGCUGCUGUUUAUGAUUUGGUGUUAUCACUGGGAAUGCCGAUGGCAGUUGCAAUGUGCUUACUUGAAACCGACGUGACGCGAGCAUUCACAGAUGCAGGGUCUACACUGAAAGCCUUUUGGUUUGGCGCCCUUGGAACAAUUAUUGGUACCUUAGUUGCUUUCAAGGCGGUGGGUGGCUUUCUCGGCCCAGAUGGCUGGAAGAUUGCAUCAUCACUGUGUGCAAGUUACAUAGGUGGAAGUAUCAAUUACGCCGCUACUGCUCAGGCAUUAGGACUGACAGCACCUAGUCUAUUAGCAGCAGGCAUGGCAGCCGAUAAUCUUGCUAUGGCUGUGUAUUUUGGUGUCAUUAUGUCUAUUCCUACGGAGGGAAAAGAGGCCACAACUGAGACAUUCACUGAAGAGAUACAGGCCGAACCAGAAGGAAAUCCAACUGUGGAAUCUUUAGCGCUUUCAAUGGCUGCUGCAACAAGUGCAUGCAUGAUUGGAAAUUGGAUUGCUUCAGCACUGCCUCCCCAGUUUUCAGGUUCAGGAUUGGCAAUGCUGGCCGUCGUUGCCUCCGCUUUUUCUGCUAUAGGAGCACUGGUUACUAGCAAAUGGGGAGGAAAGACGAGUAGUACACCCACGUCUAUCUUUGCAGGGGCACAGUCAUUUGGCGGUGCACUUAUGCUACUUUUUUUUUCAGUGGUCGGCGCAUCGACACAGAUACAUGAAGCCUUGUCAGGGGGCUGGCCUCUCUUUGCACUUAUUAUUAUCCUUAUCGCGGUGCAUCUGGCAGUUAUUUUGAGUUUAGGCAGAUGGUCUCAGAUCCCCAUGCGCACGUUGUUGAUUGCAUCAAACGCUAACGUCGGAGGCCCUGCAACAUCGGCAGCCAUGGCUAGUGCGAGGCGGUGGCCAAGUCUUGUGAGGCCUGCUGUGUUGGUGGGAACACUAGGAUACACUGUGGGUACAGCGAUUGGGUGCUUAGUAGGCACUCAAUUCUUGCAGCCCAUGCUUCAGGCAACCUUACUCUUUGCGAGAGCAUGAGUUGUGAGGCAAAGGAUCCAAGCAGCUCAUGUUGUCAUUCCCUCCCAGCAUUUUCAUGGGGUUUGAUGCAUCUUGACCUCCCAUUGCUCAUUGGUAAAUAUUAUUCAUACUGGCCUGAGGCCAGCAGCAUUUAUAUAGUUAUAUUCUGCAUGAAGGGUAUGCCGGAUGAUUAACUAAUUAAAAUUGAUCUACAUCAGUAACCAGUCGUUAGUAACUAGUGAACAUUGAAGCGUUUUGUCAAGAUAUGGAUUGAGUUAUACAACGCGGAGGACUGAGAUUGAACCUUCAACUGUAGUGUAUCUGCCGACAAGCCAGUUGUAAGCCUUGGAAUUAGUCACCUUCAGGUUGCACUUGCUCUGAAGUGUUUUUCCUAACCCUAGCAAUAAAGUACAAGUGGAAGAAUUAAUUUGCACCACUUGCUAAGUACAAAAAGUAGUUUUUGCA
Molecule: messenger RNA, 2281 nt
Organism: Physcomitrium patens
Lineage: Eukaryota; Viridiplantae; Streptophyta; Bryopsida; Funariales; Funariaceae
Source: RefSeq, a predicted model, not a curated record